AUGGAUGCCAUUAAAGCAGUAUUCGAAGCAAAAAAGGCUGAGGGUAGUCCAGCGUUGGUGACCUUUGUCACUGCAGGAUAUCCAAAGAAAAAUGAUACCGUACCCAUCUUGCUCGCAAUGCAGGAAGGAGGUGCAGACAUCAUCGAGCUUGGUGUACCCUUUUCAGAUCCCAUCGCGGAUGGGCCUGCGAUUCAAGAAACUAAUACGGUUGCGAUUCAAAACGAUAUAGAAUAUGCUACAGUCCUCGGCCAAGUCAGAGAAGCCCGCGUUCGUGGGCUCAAAACUCCUCUGCUUCUCAUGGGCUACUACAACCCAAUGUUAGCGUAUGGAGAAGAAAAGGCCAUUCAUGAUGCACGCGAAGCUGGUGCUAACGGCUUUAUUAUGGUCGAUCUGCCACCCGAAGAGGCCAUUGGUUUCCGAGAGAAAUGUACCAAGGCAGACUUAUCAUAUGUACCACUGAUCGCACCAUCUACUACACUACACCGAAUCGAGUUCCUUUCGUCCAUUGCAGAUUCCUUUAUCUACGUCGUAUCUAAGAUGGGGACUACCGGAUCGUCUGUAGGUGGUUCUAUGAAUACCGAGCUCCCAGACAUUAUUGCUCGCGUGCGAGAAUAUGCAAAGGUUCCUCUGGCUGUUGGUUUUGGAGUAGCAACCCGUGAACAUUUCGACGCCGUCGCAGACGCAGGUGCAGACGGUGUUGUCAUCGGCAGUCGCCUGGUCACUAUCAUGAAAGAAGCACCUAAAGAUCAAGUCCCUCAGCGAGUUGAGCAGUACUGUCGCGAGAUCAGCUUGAAGGGACAACCCGUUAGAGCACGGUCCACCCCUACGUCCAAGCCAUCCACUCCAAGUGCUGGUGCGAAACCGUCGAAGCCCGUGACUUUAUCUGUAUUACCACAUCGAUUUGGCCAAUUUGGUGGGCAGUACGUUCCGGAGGCUCUCUUCGAUUGCCUUAUAGAGCUUGAGGAGGCUCACAACUCUGCGGUCAACGAUCCAGAGUUCUGGAAAGAGUUCCAGGGUCAUUAUGGAUACAUGAACCGACCAUCAAAGCUGUACUUUGCUGAAAGUUUGACAAAACAUGCAGGCGGUGCGCAGAUUUGGCUCAAGCGAGAGGAUUUGAAUCAUACUGGAUCGCAUAAAAUCAACAAUGCAAUUGGCCAGAUUUUACUGGCACGCCGAUUGGGAAAGAAGCGCAUCAUAGCAGAGACAGGUGCAGGCCAGCAUGGUGUCGCGACUGCCACGGUAUGCGCGAAAUUUGGCAUGGAGUGUAUCGUAUAUAUGGGUGCAGUCGACGUCGAACGUCAAGCUCUGAACGUUUUCCGAAUGCGCAUGUUGGGCGCAACGGUUAUCCCAGUGGAGUCGGGUUCACGUACUUUGAAAGAUGCUGUUAACGAAGCGAUGCGUGAUUGGGUAACCAACCUGUCAACCACUCAUUAUUUGGUCGGUUCCUGCAUUGGGCCACAUCCCUUCCCAACCAUUGUUCGAGACUUCCAAAAAGUAAUCGGUCAAGAAAUCAAGUCCCAGCUGCAUGAGAUCAAAGGGAAACUACCUGAUGUUGUCGUGGCGUGUGUCGGUGGUGGUAGCAAUGCCAUCGGUACCUUCUAUGAUUUCAUUCCAGACAAAAACGUUCGUUUGAUUGGAGUGGAAGCAGGCGGAGAAGGCCUUGAUGGGGAGCGUCACAGUGCUACCUUGGCAAAAGGCCAACCAGGAGUCUUGCACGGGGUGCGAACGUACAUCCUUCAAUCCACCGCAGGCCAAAUCAUAGAGACUCACUCUAUCAGUGCCGGUCUCGACUACCCCGGAGUAGGCCCUGAGCACGCGUGGCUCAAAGACUCAGGCAGAGCCGAGUACGUUGCUGCUACCGACGAGGAGGCUCUGAGAGGUUUCCGUAUGAUCACACAGCUCGAAGGGAUUAUUCCGGCCUUAGAGUCAUCGCAUGCUGUCUGGGAAGGUGUUCGUGUGGCGAAGACAUUGCCGAAGGAGAUCGAUCUUGUCAUCUGUUUAUCAGGUAGAGGAGACAAGGAUGUGGAGCAGAUAUCCCAGCUUCUUCCUGGAAAAUGGGCGGAUAAACUGGACUGGCACGUAUAG
Messenger RNA from Serpula lacrymans var. lacrymans S7.9, 2085 nucleotides. RefSeq lists its product as uncharacterized. The transcript has 10 exons. Gene Ontology annotation, molecular function: tryptophan synthase activity. The coding region runs from base 1 to 2085 and encodes 694 amino acids. The record is from RefSeq and is a predicted model, not a curated record. NCBI's taxonomy places the organism in Eukaryota, Fungi, Basidiomycota, Agaricomycetes, Boletales, Serpulaceae. Gene Ontology annotation, biological process: L-tryptophan biosynthetic process. Gene Ontology annotation, cellular component: cytoplasm.